GGCGACGUCACUGGGCCGGAGCCCCGCCCUCGUGGGACGUUUUGCAGCCAGUUUCAGAUUGCUACAGUCUCGUUCCACUCCAUGCUAUUUCCUGCUGCCGCUGGGGGUGAAGAGAUUCCUGCGCUCUUUCUCUCGCGCUCCCCGCUUCUAGCGUGGGGGGGGGCUGGAUUCCUUCCCCCCUUUUUUCCCCUUAAAAAAUAGAAGAAGAAAAAACCCGUAUCGCGCCUCUAAACUGCGCCUGCACAUCCCAGGGGCUGGACUUGAGGAUUUAUUCCCCCCCCCCAAAAAAAUCUGGGUAUGGUGUGCUGGGGAGGGGGGUGAGGGGGCUUUUUCUCAGCGUGGCUGACCCCCUCCACCCCCCCCACCCCGACUUAAGCCGAGAGGAUUUACACCGGCGCCGGAAAACCUCCUUCCAGGGGGAGGAGGACAAGGAGGCGGUGCGCGAGUGAAAGGAUUCCUUUGCCUGGAUUGUAUUGCCUUGCAUUGCGGCUGUUACAACCCGGGCAGAAGGUUUUGCCCUUUCCUCAUCCCCCCCCCCAAAAAAAACCUUAUCCCGUCAGCCCCCCUUUCUCUCCGAUCUUUUUUCUUUUUUUUAAUCAUUUUUUAGUUCGUCGGGGGGAAAAAGGAAUAUAUGGGCAUCUUUCAAGCUGGAGCAUUAUGGAGCUGGAGAAUAUUGUGGCCAACACAGUUUUGCUGAAAGCCAGAGAAGGAGGUGGAGGUAAGCGGAAAGGAAGGAGCAAGAAGUGGAGAGAGAUCCUCAAGUUCCCGCACAUCAGCCAGUGCGAUGACCUUCAGAAAGGCUUGGAACGAGACUACAGCAGUUUGUGUGACAAGCAACCCAUUGGUCGACAGCUUUUCCGACAGUUCUGUGAGACCCGGCUAGAGCUCUUACAGUGUAUCCACUUCCUAGAUGCUGUGGUAGAGUACGAGGUUUCACCAGACGAGAAGCGGAAGGAAAUGGGAGAUGAGAUAAUCCGCAGCUUUUUCAACAGUAAGUCCCCGGGCUAUAUACCAGAGGUCAGCCAGUCCCUUAUGAACCAGUGCACAGAGAAUCUGCAAAGAAGCCCCUGCAAAGACCUCUUCAGCAACUGUGUGCAGCGUCUGCACGAGUACCUCAGUGGAGCCCCUUUCACAAACUACCAGGACAGCAUGUAUUUUGACAGAUUCCUCCAGUGGAAAUACCUGGAGAGACAAUCGGUGACCAAAGAUACCUUCAGGCAAUACCGGAUCCUUGGCAAGGGAGGCUUCGGAGAGGUUUGCGCAUGCCAGGUGCGAGCUACAGGGAAGAUGUAUGCCUGCAAGAAGCUGGAGAAGAAGCGCAUCAAGAAACGGAAAGGGGAGGCUAUGGCUCUGAACGAGAAGCAGAUCCUGGAGAAGGUCAACAGCCGAUUUGUGGUCAGCUUGGCCUAUGCCUACGAGACCAAGGAUGCGCUCUGCCUGGUCCUCACCAUCAUGAACGGAGGCGACUUGAAGUUUCACAUCUACAACAUGGGCAACCCUGGUUUUGAUGACGAACGGGUCACUUUCUACGCUGCAGAGAUUUGCUGUGGCCUCGAGCACUUGCACCGGGAGGGCAUUGUGUACAGAGACUUGAAGCCAGAGAACAUUCUCCUGGAUGAUGAUGGUCACAUCCGGAUCUCAGAUCUGGGGCUGGCCAUCAAGAUCCCAGAAGGAGACACCAUCCGUGGCCGUGUAGGAACAGUUGGCUACAUGGCUCCAGAGGUGAUUAACAAUGAGCGUUACUCCUUCAGUCCGGACUGGUGGGGGCUUGGCUGCCUCAUCUACGAGAUGUUCGAGGGCCAGUCACCAUUCCGUGCCCGCAAGGAGCGGGUGAAGAGGGAAGAAGUGGAGAAGCGGGUGCAGGAGGACCAGGAGCAGUACUCAGACAAGUUCUCUGAAGACGCCAAGGCCAUCUGCAAGGCGCUCCUGACCAAGGACCCGAAGCAGCGGCUCGGAUGCAAGGGAGAUGGGGCCGUCCAGGUGAAGCUGCACCCUUUCUUCAAGACUAUCAAUUUCAAGCGCCUGGAAGCUGGGAUCAUGAAACCCUCCUUCGUGCCAGAUCCUCGAGCCGUAUACUGCAAAGAUGUGUUGGACAUUGAACAAUUCUCCACUGUGAAGGGUGUCAACCUAGAUCAAACCGACAAUGACUUCUAUGCCAAAUUUGCCACCGGCAGUGUUCCUAUCCCCUGGCAGAAUGAGAUGAUCGAGACCGAAUGCUUUAAAGAUCUAAAUGUCUUUGGACCAAAUGGCAUCCGCUCCCCAGACCUGGACUGGAAGCAACUCCCUGACCCACCCAAGCGUAGCCUCUUGCAACGGCUCUUCCGACGAAAUCCAAGUGACUUCACCAUCAGCGCCAACACACACUCCAACCUAUCAGCGGCUCCCUCACCAUCCCGGCCCACAGCACAGGCUCCCUCCUGACCACCGGCCUGGAGGCCCUCCCUGGAGCCACCACUUGUCCUUUACCUUCUCAGGGUUGUCUUAGGCACGGCGCUGAAAUUGGGACGUCCCCCAUGUUGCGCUAGGCUCUACUACUGGCUAGGAGGUGGGGGCAACACAGCCUUCCGAUCGGCAGGAUGGACAGAGCAGCAGCAAGCCCUCGAUGCCUCCUGGCGCUGACAUGGACUGAUGUGCCGUUGGGACUCCAGUGGACUCGGUUACACAGAGCCCGGCCUGCUCUUUGCCACGCCCUCUGAUCACGCAGUGAACCUUCAGAGCUGCCCCCCUGCCCUGUCCCCAGUCCUCUCUGCCUCUCAGUUCCUGCCUGGGACAGGAGGGGGUUUUCUGUUCCAUGGAGAUCACUCAAAGGUAGCGACUGCAGCCUACAAAUUGGUAGUGGUGGGGAAGGAGAGCGGCCUUUGUUUGCAGAGCCAGAGACUAGGAAUGCCAAACGGAGACCCAUACAGACACGUGUGCAUAUUAAACAAUUGGCUGGUUUUGCUUCUUGGAGGGUCUUUCAGGAAACAAUCCUAAAGCCUGGGGGAAUGUGUCAAAGGAGGAUGGAGGACAAAGAGGGGCGAAGAGCACGCCGAGGGUUCCCCGGCUUCCAUUCAGAGGCAUCAAUGGGAAUGCAGAGGAUCAACGUAAAAAGGGGUGGAUGGAGCACAGUGGAGGACGUAGUUGUGGACUGUGCAUCGGGCUUGAUAAAACCAAAGGCCUUCAAUAUUUCCAGGCCCAGACCUCACUUUUAACCCCAACCUGCAACAUGGAAGGACAUGUUUUUCUUUCUUUUUUUAAUUUUUUCAUUUUUUCGUAUACUUUAUUUUUUUAAACCAUAUCCAUUUUUCCAUAUCUGUCCACUCGUUCCCCCCCCCCGUUUCUCCUUCUUUCUGUCCUUUCCAAAGGAGGUGGCACUGCUUGUUAACACACCUAGAGUUAAGUCUCAGCUUAACAGGUGAAUACCAAUUAAUUAAGUGGUUACGGGUUUUCAACCGAUUGUGAAUGUGCGUGUGCAUGUGUGUUUACAACAGCCCCGUGUUUCCUCACAAGUAAAGUCUAUGCUAAACAUGUAGCAGAAUGAGGUGAUGAGGAAGUGAUAGAUGGAUGGACAUAUUUUUGAAUGCUUUGCUACAUUUUUUUUUUUUAAAUCCCUGCAAAUAGAAAAUUAGCACUGCAGGAAAAAACUACUCAGAUGUGCUAAUGUUCUCCUUGCAUGGAAGUUUUUGAGGUUUUUUUAACCAUAGGGAACUGGCUCUCCAGGAUUUCAGGCAGAAGUCUUUCUCAGCCCUAUCUGUAGAUGCCAGGGAUUGAAUUUGGGAUGUUCUGCAUGUAAAGCAGUUACUGAGCUACAGCCCCUGCCCCCUAACUCUGCACAGUUCAUUUCCAGGACUUUUCCCUCUUGGUCUCCCCACGCCCUGCUGGUGUUCAGCACCAGCGGCAGGAGAAAGAACUCGGCUCCCCUUCGCCUGCACCACCCCUGACCCCAAUUUUAUAUGUAAUUGAGGGACAGAUUUUAAGUUUGAACAAGUAAGCCUCCCAUCAACAUGGGUAGUGAAGACCAUGCGCAGGAUUCACAAAGUUCUAUGUUUUUGCGAAUACCUUAGGAACCAGAUGAGAGCUGAAAAACAUUAACAGAAGUGCAUGAGACAAACCUGAGGUUAGGAGGCAUAGAGGGCACUUCUAGCACAGGAACAUAGGAAGAACCAUGCUGGCUCAGGCCAAUGGCCCACCUAGUUCAGCAUCCUCUUCUCAUAGUGGCCAGCCCAGAUGACCACAGGAAGCCUGCAAACAGGACCUGAGUGCAAGAGCACUCUCCCCUCCUGCGGUUUCAGGCAACUGGUAUUCAGAAGCACACCGCCUCCAACCGUGGAGGUAGAACAUCACCAUCAGGGUUAGCAGCAGCCGUGGAGGAGGAGGAGGUCAGGAAAGCCUAGGAUUUGGAGCAGCAGAUGGCCAAGGGAAUGAGAAUUGGGGGGGGGUCCUACUUUCUUUGGUCUGCAACACUUCCGGUCUUCCCUUGCCCCGAACCCACCUGCACCCUUGACCCUCGUCGCUAAGCAAUUGUACCGCUUGCCGAGCCAAGCUCUUCCCUGGAGGCAGGCUGCGUCUUGGGAUCGGCUGCAAAAUGACAGCGUCUCUGGGCGCUCUACCCAAAGUUGGGAGUUGUGGCAGGAGUGGGGGGGCAACCAAGGCCUGCCCACCCCCCACCAGGGGUGAGCCCACCGCUGAUCCUGGGAACCCCCUGCUCCUUCUUCCUCAUGCCAGCCGCUCACGCCUUUGGGUGGGGCCAGGCGCAAAACGGGACGAGGCUCCUUCACCUUGAACAGGUGCGCAGAAGAGGUGGACAUUGCAGCGGGUGCCGCUUGCCACCCCACACCUGCUGAAAUCCCCUCUCCUGCACAGCCAGGCAAGAUGCAGGAGCCCCUCCACCCCCGGUCCUCUUGUAUCUGCCACCUGAGCUGCUCUCCAAACGAGCAAGCGGUGAGAUGAGCAGGAGCAGCAACCUCCACCCAUGGCUUGCCUGCUCUCCCGUUGUGGUGCUUCAUAGGAACACAGGAGGUACCUUGUGCUGAAUCACACCAGUGGUCCACCUAGUUCGAUAUUGUCUACACUUGCCGCAGCUCUCCAGGGUUUCAAAUGGGAGUCAUUCCCAGCCCUACUUGGAGAUGCCAGGGAUUGAAUUUGGGGCCUUCUAUGUGUGGAGCAGAUGCUCUACCACCAAGUGAUGGCUCCUGCCCCAUGCUGGGCCUGGAAAGAGAGGGGCAAUAAUGAUGCUCUAGGGCCCCCUGAAACCUGCCAUGCAGUAUAUGAACAACCACAGACUCAGGAUCUGCCCAGAGGUGCAUAGGAGGAUUCUUGGGGGGGGGGGCUCUGUCACCACAAUCACAGCCCUGGCAAAUGCUGACUGGGUACCACACUGCCAGUCCAUCACAAUGUGCUGCUGCCACUGUCCAGGUAUUGCAGGAGCCCCUAUGGAGACAGAAAGGAGAGUUCUGGGCAGAAGGCAGAUUGCUACACACAUACUUGCUUUGCAAGCCAGAAGAGCUCAAUCCAGAGGCCUAAGCGCCACAUGGAUUCUGUCGGAGGUAAAAAGCCCCCCCCCCCAAAAAAAAGCCAGAGUCCUAGCCAACUAAUCUUUACUCAGAUUAGACCCUCCAUUUAAAUAAAUGGGCCUUUGUUAGUUGUGUCCAUUAAUUUUAACGGGUCUAUUCUGCAUAUGACAAACACCGGAUACAAACCAGAGUCUUUGCUUUCCAAAACACCAGAUCCAGCAAGUUGUGCCUGAGACCAUCAGUUGUUGUGAAGGCCAGGAGAAGAUAGAUCUAUUUAUACACAGAUUUUCUCCUUAUCUUAUCCUUUGGCUGUUGCGUGACCUGCUGUGGGGAGGGCCUCCAACUUUGGGGCUUGAUUUUCUCUCUCCUACUUUUUUAAAAGAGCGACAGAUCUGGCCUUGGGGUGGGAAGGACUUUCCAAGCAAAGGUCCAGAGAGACCCCAGGCCAGCUUCUCAGGGGUUAGCCUUGGGCACAGGAAUUAUGCUCUGGUUUUUCAGACUGACUCACUCCUGGCUGCAAAAUAAGAAAAAUCAGAGUGAGAGGCAGUAGAGGCUUGCCCAUUAGGACAAAUGGGGCCCCACAAAGCUCUGUCUGCCCCCAGCCAGCCCCCACCUGCUGUCUUCAACUGGUCCAAGGGACAGAGGGGUCACCUCCUUCCACCUUGGUCUCAGCGUUGCCUUUUCAGGA
This is a messenger RNA of Rhineura floridana, 6180 nucleotides long. RefSeq names its product G protein-coupled receptor kinase 5-like. Bases 658 to 2421 code for a protein of 587 amino acids. Gene Ontology annotation, cellular component: cytoplasm. Lineage: Eukaryota; Metazoa; Chordata; Lepidosauria; Squamata; Rhineuridae. Gene Ontology annotation, molecular function: G protein-coupled receptor kinase activity; ATP binding. The transcript is spliced from 17 exons. The record is from RefSeq and is a predicted model, not a curated record. Gene Ontology annotation, biological process: signal transduction; regulation of signal transduction; protein phosphorylation.